This is a messenger RNA of Python bivittatus (Burmese python), 1179 nucleotides long. Its product is annotated as arylacetamide deacetylase-like 4. Gene Ontology annotation, molecular function: carboxylic ester hydrolase activity. NCBI's taxonomy places the organism in Eukaryota, Metazoa, Chordata, Lepidosauria, Squamata, Pythonidae. The record is from RefSeq and is a predicted model, not a curated record. Gene Ontology annotation, cellular component: membrane.
AUGCGGGAACUGCAGAAAACACAUCAAGCUCACUAUCACAGUGGCGCCUAUAUUCCUCUCGGUGACAAAGAGCCUGUCAAAGUCUGGCUGUUUCAUGUGACGACGCUAUGGAUAUUUUAUGUGGGGACGAUUUUUGAGAAAUUAGGCAUUUGCACUCAAAUCCAGUUUCUAAGAUUUAUACUUAAUUUUACACCACUUGUGAAGAAAUCAAAAAUCUCCAUUACCGAUGAAAAGUUUGAACAUGUACCAGUGAGGAUUUACCAGCCAAAAAAGCUAAAUCCUGGGCUAAAAAAAGGAGUACUCUACCUACAUGGAGGAAGUUGCGUAUUUGGAUCCAGCAAAACUUAUGAACCACUAUGUUGCCAUCUUGCUCAAGAAAGUGAUUCAGUGGUUGUACAUGUAGAGUUUCGUUUAGGUCCUGAACACCAACAUCCUGUCCAGUUGUCAGACUGCCUAGCCGCCACUCUGUAUUUUAUGAAACACGCCAAAGACUAUGGAGUAGAUCCAAAUUGCAUUCUCCUUGCUGGGGACAGCAGUGGAGGAGCACUGACUGCUGCUGUUUCUCGAGAACUGGUCAAAAAAGGGAACCAGCCAAAGAUCCGAGCACAGAUCUUGAUAUAUCCUUUCUUGCAGAUAUUGGAUCUACUGCUGCCAUCCUAUCUUCAAAACUGUCAGGGUCCUUUUUUAACCAGGAAGUUGGCUUUAACCCUUGCUUUAAAAUAUGUAAAGGUGGAAGGUGUAGACCUAGAACAAGUUGCAAGGAAUGCGCACGUUCCUGAAGACAUGAAGCUGAAAUUCAAGAAAUGGAUUAGCGCAGAUCUUAUCCCCAGAGAAUUUAAAGCCCGAGGUUAUGAACCCCCACCGCCAGCUCCAUUUUCAAAAGAACUUUAUGAAGCAACCAGACUGAAUGACGAGACACUGCUGUCACCAAUUCUUGAUGAGGAUGUCAUUAUAAAACAACUCCCUGAGACAUACAUUUUGACCUGUGAAUAUGACAUACUUCGGGACGAUGGACUGCUCUAUAAAAAACGACUAGAGGACAAUGCUGUGCCUGUAACUUGGAAACAUGUAAAAGAUGGAAUCCAUGGAUUUUUAACACUUAUUGGCACUGGAGUUUUUGAAUUUUCCUAUACAAAACCAGCAGCUGAAGACAUUGUUUCUUUUAUUAAAGGGUUAUAA